UGCUAUCAGGAUUAUUUUCAUCAUUUAAAAUUGUGGCCAAACAUGCCCAUAUAUAUUCCUCUUUCUGUCAAAAUUGCCGUCACAGCCGGAGCUCUUAUUGGCGGCGCUGUUGCCCUUGGAACAAACAAGGAACGUCUUUUAGAUGCUGCAGAACAAAUCUUCCAAGCUGGGGCUACCUUUUGUAAACACCAGAAGGAAAAAGUGAAACAAGCCAACAUGGCUUUUGCCGAUAGUCAUAGUGACGGGUCAUUUGAAUACCGUGAGUCUGGGACAAUGUCUGAGUUUUCCAGUGGACAAAGUACCCCUGACAUCUCUGAUGAUGAAGAAGAUGAAGAAGUUGACCCUGAAGAUUUUAGAAAAGAUCUUUACAUUGAUGAGCUUGAAUACGAUUUGGAUUGAAAAAAAAAAAGGGAUGGGAAAAUUUGGUAACGGACUGGAUUUCAUUACAUUUGGGUUUAUAAGAAUAUCUAAAAAUUUUAGUUUAAUUAAAUAUGGUGGAUUAGA
Molecule: messenger RNA, 504 nt
Organism: [Candida] anglica
Lineage: Eukaryota; Fungi; Ascomycota; Pichiomycetes; Serinales; Debaryomycetaceae
Source: the annotation of a GenBank genome assembly